Messenger RNA from Strongylus vulgaris, 131 nucleotides. The record is from the annotation of a GenBank genome assembly. Lineage: Eukaryota; Metazoa; Nematoda; Chromadorea; Rhabditida; Strongylidae.
AUGCAGGAAUUGAGGAGGAAUAGAUCCGGUAUAACAGACGAGCAUGAUCAACUUGUUACUAUGCAUGAUAUCCUUGAUGCCCAGUAUGUCCUCGAUCACCACAAGGUAUGUCAUGUUUUUGGACUAUGAGA